UGAAAGCUUAAGUUCCAACAAGCCUUGAGCUUUUUAAGUUUUUUCCAAAAACCCUUUUCAUCACCUUUAACUUCCCCCCUCUCCCACCCUCCCUUCCAUUCUUAAUCACCAUUAGAUCGAAUUCACCCCGAAUUCGAUCUAAUGGUUUUUCGAUUCUAAUAACUCCAUUCCCGAAGUUGUAAAUACUUCGCUUAAACUUAGUCAUCUCGAUCGAUUGUGUUAUAUUACCCAGAAAAAGAACUUAUUAUCAUGGACAAGGUGAUGAGAUUAGCUUCUGAGAAGGGCGUGGUGAUAUUCAGCAAGAGCUCUUGCUGUCUCUGCUACGCUGUGAAUAUACUGUUUCAAGAACUUGGCGUGAGGCCAUUGAUGUACGAGAUUGAUCAGGACCCGGAGGGGCGGGAGAUGGAGAAAGCGCUAAUGAGGUUGGGCUGCAAUGCGCCGGUACCGGCGGUUUUCAUUGCCGGAAAACUGAUCGGAUCAACCAACGAGGUCAUGUCACUUCACUUAAGCGGCUCGCUCAUUCCUCAGCUCAAGCCCUACAUGCAGCAAACUAUGUCCUAAAUUAGUAAUUAUCAUAAUUUAUCAUGACCAAAA
Molecule: messenger RNA, 594 nt
Organism: Carica papaya (papaya)
Lineage: Eukaryota; Viridiplantae; Streptophyta; Magnoliopsida; Brassicales; Caricaceae
Product: Thioredoxin superfamily protein
Source: RefSeq, a predicted model, not a curated record